GAGUAUGUCCUGUUUUGCUUCCUAAAAACAGCUGGGAUCAUUCGCAGUAACCUCUAUAUUUAGCCCUUCUUUUACGUCCAAGUACAGUUUUGAGGGAUGGAUAAAAGUAAGAAGAAGAAAAGUUACCACAGGAGAAAGAAAAGACUUCAGUUAGACGAAGACGAAAGUGGCUGUUCAAAAAAUUAUUCCAGUAAUAAGCGGUCAGAAUCAUCUACCUCAACAAGAAGUUCAACAGCUUUACGAUUAACAGCAGUUUCUUCAUCAGGUUCUGAUGCAGGACCUGCGGCAACUACCUCAUUGUCCAGAUUAUCCCAGAGAGCAACCCCUUCUCUACCACCACCAACAACAACUACCACUAGUAUUAAUGCAAGUGUUUUGCCGGGAAGAAUUAGUCAAGAUGCCGCCACACCACCAUUAAACGAAAACAAAUCAAGCGAGAAUUCUGAAGGCAAUGCAGCUCAGUCAACACCACCUAGAGCAGGAUCAGCAUCACCGGAUCCAAACUGCGCGAUAUGUUUGGGAAAACUUGAGAACAAAUCAUUUACAGACAGUUGUUUUCAUCAGUUCUGCUUUGUAUGCUUAGUUGAAUGGUCGAAGGUGAAAGCAGAAUGCCCGCUAUGCAAGCAGUCAUUUAAAAGUAUCGUACACAAUGUGAGAUCAUAUGAUGAUUACGAUCAGUAUCACAUUCCACGACCAGAGGAGAGGAAUCCACUUCAUGAACUCUCAGGUCCUGGUGGUAUUCGUUUCAGAUACAGGACCACUGUCACAGAUCAUCGCUAUGCUACACUGGCUGAUCGUAUUAACAGGGAAAUUGAAAGUCGUCUGCUACAGCGACCAUCGAGAUCACUGCCAAUUCCUAAUUAUAGACGCCUUCGACAGCCAGCUAACUCGGACUUCAGACGUAGCAUCUAUUUACAACGGCUGAAAUUAGACACUCAGCAGUUGAAUACUAGAAGACGUGUGAGGGAGACAUCGCCAACAUUUUUCCGUGAUAAUCCCGCUCAGACUCAUCGUCUUGUGCCAUGGGUGAACAGGGAACUGAAUGCUCUUCUUCAAGGUCAUGGCGAACAAGUAGCAUUUGUCCUUGACCUCAUUAUGGGUUUGAUAAAAAGAUAUCCAAUAGAUAGCGAAGAGUUUUAUCAACAUGUGUUCCCAUACAUUGGCCGUCACACUCGCCAAUUCAUGCAAGAGUUUUUGACGUUUGCCAGAUCACCAUACCAUAUGGCAGCUUACGAUCGUCACAGUUCAUAUGUUCCCAGUGAUGAACCGCAUCAUGAUUCAGAUUCUGACUCAGAUCACAGAGCAGCUAUAAGGGAUGAUGGUAAUGAUAGUGAUGUUAUAGUGGUCUCCCCUGGAAAUUCUCCAGUGUCUGAAAAUAGGAACCGUCAACCUCCACCUCCAAGAAGAGAAGAUAGCAGCUUAGAUAAUUGGGAAAACAGUGUCCUGACAGCUGGAGAUCCAUAUUUUCCUGGUUUUGCUCCAAUUAUGAGGACAUACAGGAAUGAGGAUCUUCCUUCUAUGCAUCCUUACACAGGAUUAAGGCCUGACUAUGCACCAACUUCGGCAUCAGGUUGGGAUUCUCCAACCCCAGGACCAAGUCAGCUGGGGAUAAAUAUUGCACCUAUAGAUCAUUCCAGCUUGAGUUCAGGGCUGUCUACUCAGUUAUUAAACACCGGUCUAAUGACGGGAGGCUCUAUAUGGACACCCUCCUCAAGAAGUUUCAGUGCACCAAGUUCCCAGCCAUUACCUUCAACCAGCAGCAUUUUUGGCAAUUUGUUUGACUCUGUAAAUUUAAUGCCAAGACUGCCACGGUCUAGUACCCAGACAGAACCAUCCUCUCCACAAGGAGGCCCUUCUAUAUUUUCUUCUUAUUGCCCUGGAACUAAAUCUGAUUCAGAUGACAGUGAUGUAGAAAUUAUUGAAGUUGAAAAACCUUGGAAUGAACGUAGUCCAAUACGACUGUCUUCAGGCGGUGAUACUGACUAUGAUGUAAUGAUAACAGGAACUACACAUAUAAAUGACCCCAUCAAAACGGAAAAAAAGAAAAAGAAACACAAAAGAAGGCAGGAAGAGAGAUCAGUUGAUCAUGAUAAAGAGAAGCGUAAAAGGAGCAGAGAUACUUCAAGAGAAAGACAUUCCAAGAAAAAACGUCACAAGUCCAGGUCAAAAUCACCAAGAUUCCAACAAGUCUAUUCAAGGUCAAGGACAAGGUCAGUCUCACCUCUAAGAUUAACAAUAAUCCGAUCACCGGAUUACCAGCACAAAAAGUUUGCGUACAAGACUCAUAGUGAUAAAUCUGAAGAAGUCCUACCUUAUCGAAAUCCAUAUUUAAGUAAUAGAAGCACUGAAAUGUCGAGGUCACUUUCAAGUUCAGAUUCUGACUCCGAAUCUCACCUGGCUAUUACAUCACAUAGGCAUAGUUCAAAAUCAAAACAAACUAGCAUAGAAAUUGUGGAGUACAGGAAAAGAAGUUCGAAAUCAAAAAAGAGUAAAAAACAUAAAAAGAACAAAGGAGCUGAUAAGCAUAUAGAAAGUGAUGAUGACCUAGACAUUAGAGCUCAUCAUAAACAUAAGAAAAACAAGGCAAGAGAAGAAGAGAAAAGGAGGAAAUCUAAAUAUGAUGGACAUACAUCUUCUGGGUCACAUAAAAAACAAAAACAUAAAUCAAAGAAAAAUAAGCAUAAAGAGAAAAAACAUUCUGAAAGUAAGUCAAAAGGAGAAGAAUUUCCUCUGAAACUAUGUUCUGAUAAUAGUUUUAAUAGGGCACCUAGUAAGGGGAUGCUAGAGAAAUCGGCAGUAUAUACUAGUGAUUCAGAUCCUGAUAGCACUAGUGAAAUUGAUGUAGAAAGUGUUCCUGAAAAAGUAAUUUCUGAUCCUGUUUUGAAACCUCCUGAUUUUGGUCCAACUGGUGUAGAAUUUGUUGAAGUAGAUGCAGCACAGGCUGCUGUGAUUGACCAAGAAUUGGACACUAUCAAUAAAACUCUAUCUAAUAAUGAUUAUAUUAAUUCCUUAUUGACUGGCAACAUUGACAAUCAAAGGAAAGAAGCUACUGAUAUUGCAAAUAAUGAUCCUAACAGAAUGGUCAAUCCAAAUGAUGUUUUUAAUCAGAGAUCAUUUAAAAAACAUCCUUUUGGACAUAAGAAAUCGAGUAAAUCUUCUCACAAUUCUGCCACUUCAAAUAUCACCAAUAUGCAAGCAAGGGAAGAAAAAUCAAGGCUUGAACCAUUGCAUGAUACAAUAAAUUUGGAUAGAAUACCUAAUCUUGAAGACAAUAUACAGUCGCAUGAUAUCACUUCUUGCUCAGAUAUUGAUAUUGAUAAACAAUUGCCUUCUUUUCUCACUUUUUCAAAUCGUAAUUCAAACUUAUUUGAUACAUAUCAAAAUUCAUCAAGUCUGCUCAACAGUCCUGAAAAUAGAAAUUAUGGAUCUUCUUUUAACAGAAAAAGAUGUUCAAAUGCAACUGCUUCUUAUGAGUCCCCCACAAGCAGUGGACUUUUCAGUGGUAGAGAAAACGAAAAAAAUGAUGUCACAAGUAAAGAUAAUGAAACUGUUGAUGUUGAUAUGAUGUCUGAUGAUUCAGAUGUAGACAUAACUGGUGUAACUGUUCCUAUUGAACCAAAUUCACUUGUUACAUACAGGACAAGUAAUGAUAGCGUGAAAAUAGAUAAUACAAAAGAUUUUAUUGACGUUGUUGGUGAUUCAAAUGAUGAGCAGAGUGAUGAAGAAGUUGAAAAUAUUGAUAAAGCUCUGGAUGACUGGUGUCAGUUUCAAGACAGAAGCAGUCUAGAAAAAGAUCACAUGGACAAUGUAUCUGACAUCGAUGUUGAAAAUGGUGAUUCUGAUAUAGAAUGCUCACUAGUAGAAGGACAUAAAACAUUUGAGAUAGAUGGUGACUCAGAAAAUGAAAAGGUUGCCGAAAAGUCUGGGGACGUUGGAAAUGGUUCUGAUAUUGAUGUUAUAGGUAAUUCAGAUGAUGAAAUAGUGAUACAGGCAGAUGAAGAAAAAGAAGUCACUCGUAAAAACACAAACAUUAAAAAGGUUAUGACACUUGACCUUGAUUCUAAUUCAGAAACAGAUCUUGAUUAUAACUGUGAGGAUGUGAACAGUGUUUUAGACAAUAAUGAUAGUAAAUCUGAAAGUGAUACUGAUAGGUAUGAAGAAUCAGAAGAUAAUGUAGAAAUGAGUCCCAAACAUAUAACUAAUGAUAACAUUGAUACAGAGGAUAAACUUUCAAAAAUAGUACAAGACAGCAGUAGAGAUUUGGCUUUAUCUUCUUAUAAAGAAGAACAUAUUGCCAGUAAUUUUGUUGGGCAGCUUGGUGCUGAAAAUUAUGGAGAACAAAAGCUUGAACAAACUAUGAAUACUGAACAAACAGUAGAUAAAAGAUCUGUUUCAACAGGACAGUUAGAAUCACCUGCAGAAAGGACUUCAGUAGCUUCUAAUCCAAGUGAUGAUACUCCAGCUGUGUCUGAGCCUGGGGGCUUUAGAUGGACUGCAAACCCUGUCUAUGAAGCUAGACCUUUAUCAGUUACAGGUUCAGGUGAUACAAGACCAUUCACUAACAGAGAAAGGUCCACACCAGAACAAGAAUAUAUUAUCAAUUUACCAAGGGACAGAACUCCUUCCUGGGAAUAUGGUUCACCACAUUCUCUUGCAUCAGUUUCCUCCCAUGCAGCAUCAGUAUCUCCUGAUUUACGGGACAGAGGCUUUGAUGAAGAUUUCAUGCCAGAAGAUUAAGCAUUUUCUUUGCUACUUUCAGACUGAAACCGGUUAGUUUAUUAGCAAACUCUUCCUGUUUCAUCCUGAUGAUGGUCUAUAUCUGACCAAAAUCAGAGUAACAAAACCAUGUAAACUUUGCCCAGGUUAUGAUGUGUUGUUUCCCCGUUACCUUUUUAGCUCACCUGUCACACAGUGACAAGGUGAGCUAUUGUGACCGCUUGAUGUCCGUUGUGCGUCGUCAGUCGUGCAUAGUCCGUCGUCCGUCAACAAUUUCUAAAAAAAUCUUCUUCUUGAAAACCACUGGACAGAAUUACACCAAACUUCACAGGGAUGAUCCUUGGAUGGCCCCCUUUCAAAAUUGUUCAAAGAAUUGAAUUCCAUACAGAACUCUGGUUGCCAUGGCAACCGAAAGGAAAAACUUUAAAAAUGUUCUUCUCAGAAACCAGAAGCCCUAGAGCUUAGAUAUUUGGUUUGAAGCAUUGCCUAGUGGACCUCUACCAAAUUUGUUCAAAUCAUGACCCCAGGGUCAAAAUUGACCCCGCCCCAGGGGUCACUUGAUUUUACAUAGGAAAAUCUUAAAAAAUCUUCUUCUCAAAAACCAGAAGCCCUAGAGCUUAGAUAUUUGACAUGUAGCAUUGCCUAGUGGACCUCUACUAUAGUUGUUCAAAUCAUGACCCCGGGGUCAAAAUUGACCCCGCCCCAGGGGUCACUUGAUUUAACAUAGGAAAAUCUUCAAAACAUCUUCUUCUCAAAAACCAGAAGCCCUAGAGCUUAGAUAUUACAAAAUUUGUUAAAAUCAUGACCUCCGGGAUCAGAUUGACCCACGCCCCAUGGGGUUACUUGAUUGUACAUAAAAAAUUCUUCAAAAAUUUUCAAAAAAAAAACAAGAAGGCCUAGAGCUUAGAUAUUUCACAUGUAGCAUUGCCUAGUGGAUCUCUACAAAUUUGUUUAAAUCAUGACACCUGGGGUCAAAAUUGACCCUGCCCCAGGGGUUACUUGAUUUUGUUUUUCUUUUUGGUUAAAUUUUUCAGUUUCUUGUCCUUAAGUGCAAUGAUAACAGGUGAGCGAUAUAGGGCCAUUAUGGCCCUCUUGUUUAUAGAUAGUUUUCGUUCUACUUCAGUUCAUAUUACAUUGCAUAGUAAGCCUUUAUUAGAUUUUACUGAUAUUUAAACAGCAUUGAAAUUGAUUGAAACUUAAAGUGAUACAUAAGCUAGAGUAGUUUAAAGGAAAUAUAAUUUAGUUAUAGAUAUUUUGGUCUUGUCUAUUCAUCUCUCCUUAACUAUUUUUACAUAUGAAUGUUUUGUGUAUAACAGUCAUAGAAAACAUGUAUUUUUAGAAAUGUUGUAUUUUGGCCAGUUUAAGUCUGAAAUCUAGACUUUGACGAUAAAGUGCUAAAAUUUCAUUUUGCUCUGAGGUUGUGAGAUAAACACAAAUUAUAAUGAAACAUGAAUAAUGUAAUAUAAUAAUGAAAAAAUAAUGAAAGUCGGCAGCUACAGUUGGCUAAACAAAAUUUAUUUAGUAUGUAUGUACUAUAAAGAAACCAUUGAAAAUUGAAUAUUUGCUGUUCAUAAGUCAAAGCCUAAGUUUCAGACUUAAAAUGUUGAAGAAUAAGAUCCCAGAUCAUCUUGGGUUGGUUUAAUUGAUUUAGCUGGAUUAUGUGAACAAAUGGUAGAACUAUUGGACUCACUUGUGCGUCUUAUCUGUGUCGGUGUUGGUGUCCCGAUUUGGUUAAGUUUUUGUUUGUAAGGUAGUGUCUCAGUAACCACUUGGGGGAAUAGAUCGAAACUUCACACACUUAUUUAGUGUGAUAAACUGACUUAGAUUACACGUGUUCCACAACUCUAUUUUGCUUUUUACAAAAUUAUGCCUCUUUUUAGCUCACCUGUCACAAAGUGACAAGGUGAGCUUUUGUGAUAGCGCGGCGUCCAUCGUCCGUCCGUGCGUGCGUCCGUAAACUUUUGCUUGUGACCACUCUAGAGGUCACAUUUUUUGUGGGAUCUUUAUGAAAGUUGGUCAGAAUGUUCAUCUUGAUGAUAUCUAGGUCAGGUUCGAAACUGGGUCACAUGCCAUCAAAAACUAGGUCAGUAGGUCUAAAAAUAGAAAACCUUGUGACCUCUCUAGAGGCCAUAUAUUUCACAAGAUCUUCAUGAAAAUUGGUCAGAAUGUUCACCUUGAUGAUAUCUAGGUCAAGUUCGAAACUGGGUCACGUGCGGUCUAAAACUAGGUCAGUAGGUCUAAAAAUAGAAAAACCUUGUGACGUCUCUAGAGGCCAUAUAUUUCACAAGAUCUUCAUGAAAAUUGGUCAGAAUGUUCACCUUGAUGAUAUCUAGGUCAAGUUCGAAACUGGGUCACGUGCCGUCAAUUACUAGGUCAGUAGGUCAAAUAAUAGAAAAACCUUGUGACCUCUCUAAAGGCCAUAUUUUUCAUGGGAUCUGUAUGAAAAUUGGUCUGAGUAUUCAUCUUGAUGAUGUUUAGGUCAGGUUUGAAACUGGGAUAGUGCGGUCAAAAACAAGGUCAGUAGGUCUAACAAGAGGGCCAAGAUUGCCCUAGGUCGCUCACCUGAGAAACACACCAUAACACACCAUAACAGCUAGUGUAAACAUGUUUGACCUAAUGAUUGCAUGGAAAAAAAUAUUCUGAACAAUUAUCAUUAAAACUGGAGCAAAAAAUCUUGAGAUUAAAUAAGUAUUUUCUUUCAUUUGACCUAGUGAGACUGACCUAGUUUUUGACCCCAGACUACCCAUAUUCAAACUUGACCUAGAUUUCAUCAAGCCAACCAUUCUGACCAAAUUUUAUGAAAUCCAGUGUAAAAUGCAGUCCCUAUUGCAUACACAAGGUUUUUCCUUGAUUUGACUUAGUGACCUAGUUUUUAAACCCAGAUGACCCAUUUUCGAACUCGGCCUAGAUUUCAUCAAGAUAAUCAUUCUGACCAAAUUUCAUGAAGAUCAGUUGAAAAAUACAGCCUCUAUCGCAUACACAAGCUAAAUGUUGACAGACAGAUGACAGACUCCUGACGCCGGACACCGAGCGAUCAGAAAAACUCACCUGAGCAUUGCUCAGGUGAGCUAAAAAUAGAAAAACCUUGUGACCUCUCUAGAGGCCAUAUAUUUCAUGAGAUCUUCAUGAAAAUUGGUCAGAAUGUUCACCUUGAUGAUAUCUAGGUCAGGUUCGAAAGUGGGUCACGUGCCUUCAAAAACUAGGUCAGUAGGUCAGAUAAUAGAAAAACCUUGUGACCUCUCUAGAGACCAUAUUUUUCAAUGGAUCUUCAUGAAAAUUGGUCAGAAUUUUUAUCUUGAUAAUAUCUAGGUCAAGUUCAAAACUGGGUCACAUGAGCUCAAAAACUAGGUCACUAUGUCAAAUAAUAGAAAAAACGACGUCAUACUCAAAACUGGGUCAUGUGGGAAGAGGUGAGCGAUUCAGGACCAUCAUGGUCCUCUUGUUUAACUUUUAUAUUCAUUUAAUUGACAAGGCUGUUGAAUAGUCAAGCGUUGCUGUCCUCCAAGAGCAGUUGUUUUUAAUGGCAGUAUUUUCAAACAUUGCAAAACCUAGAUCGGUAUAUUUAAUCUGGAUUUACUUUUUCUGACUGAAUAACUUUAAUUUUGCUUUCUAUUAAGUGAUAACAUAUGUAUUAUGUAGGGAUUAUGUAAUCUUAUUUAUUAUAUCAGAUUUAUAUAGCGCCCUUUCAUAAUAAACACAUUCAAAGGCACUUUACAUAUACUGCAGCCACACAGGGCGCGAAAUCAUCCUCUACUACUACAGACACAGAGAGAUCUGACCAGAGGGACAGAGUGAGAUAAAGCCCCCAUAACAGACAGAGAGAACUUUUCAGAUACAGACGUGUCCGGCUAACUUGGCCUAGCUCUUUUCGAAUAGACAGUCUGGUUCUUUAACAUGUCCGGUGUAUAGCACCGAUACACGCGAAGCCGUCUUUCCUGGGAAGAACCAGUACAGGCCUCUAGUUAGGUGGGAGACACUCAAGAGCAUCUUAGAAUUUGUAAUGUCCAGUGCCUGGACUGGGAUUCGAACCCCGGACCUCUGGAUUGACAGUCAAACGUGUUACCACUAGACCACCGGCCCACCUGUGAUUCGUAUCAUAGCCAGAUGGUGAAGACCAGUUAUGAGAGGAAGGUUUAUAUAAUUAUUAUUGACAGCACCUCCUAAAAUUGAAAUAAUUAUACAAUUACUAUUAAGAGUGAGGUUUUAAAAUACCGUCAAUGCUAGUUAGAACACUUAAGAGUGUACCUUGCCGCUUUACAUAUUUUUGCAGAUAUUUUUACAAUGUAUCCACAACCAAAUACUAUUAAAAACAUGUAGCUAUGAUACAGCAAAAGAAGUCUAUUAUAAAAUUUGAAAAAUUGUCAUAAAUGUGGAAGCAUGCCACUUAAUAAGUUUUGAUUUUUAGCUCACCUGUCACAAAGUGACAAGGUGAACUUUUGUGAUCGCGCGGUGUCCGUCCUCCGUGCGUGCGUCCAUGAACUUUUCCAUGUGACAUCUCUAGAGGUCACAUUUUUCAUGGGAUCUUUAUGAAAAUUGGUCAGAAUGUUCAUCUUGGUAAAUUCUAGGUCAAGUUCGAAACUGGGUCACGUGCCGUCAAAAACUAGGUCAGUAGGUCUAAAAAUAGAAAAACCUUGUGACAUCUCUAGAGGCCAUUAUUUUCAAUGGAUCUUCAUGAAAAUUGGUCAGAAUGUUCACCUUGAUGAUAUCUAGGUCAAGUUCGAAACUGGGUCACGUGCAGUCAAAAACUAGGUCAUUAGGUCUAAAAAUAGAAAAACCUUGUGACCUCUCUAGAGGCCAUAAUUUUCAAUGGAUCUUCAUGAAAAUUGGUCAGAAUGUUCACCUUGAUGAUAUCUAGGUCAAGUUCGAAACUGGGUCACGUGGGGUCAAAAACUAGGUCAUUAGGUCUAAAAAUAGAAAAACCUUGUGACCUCUCUAGAGGCCAUAUUUCUAAAUGGAUCUUCAUGAAAAUUGGUCAGAAUGUUCACCUUGAUGAUAUCUAGGUCAAGUUCGAAACUGGGUCAUGUGGGGUUAAAAACUAGGUCAGUAGA
Molecule: messenger RNA, 9764 nt
Organism: Mercenaria mercenaria
Lineage: Eukaryota; Metazoa; Mollusca; Bivalvia; Venerida; Veneridae
Product: E3 ubiquitin-protein ligase Topors-like
Exons: 5
Coding region: 97-4737 (1546 amino acids)
Biological process (GO): protein monoubiquitination; protein polyubiquitination
Molecular function (GO): metal ion binding; ubiquitin protein ligase activity
Source: RefSeq, a predicted model, not a curated record